UUUCAAUUCACCCUUGUCAGUUUUGUAUAGUUAGGGCUAUUCUUACGCAUGCAUAGCGUGGGAGAACACAGAAACGAACUAUAAUCCCAAAUUCAGGCCACAGAAUCUCGUCGCCAUCAGUUGGAAGAGGACGGAAGGAAAUUGAUAUGCCGCUAUUCUUGUCGUCAGAGGAGUUCCAGAGCUGCUCGAAUGACGCAGCUCUGGUGGCGGAGAAGGCGGACGCUUUCAUCCAGGAACUUAUGAACCAACUGGAGACGGUGAAAGCCAAAGCUGAUGCCGCGUCCAUUACUGCCGAACAAACUUGCUCUCUCCUCGAGCAGAAGUACGUCUCCCUCUCCUCCGAGUUCUCCAGCCUCCAGUCCCAGCACUCUCAGCUGAACGCCUCUCUGGAAGAGCGCCUCACCGAAAUAACUGAACUCCGAGCCCAAAACCACCAAAUUCAUUUGCUAUCCACUGGCAAGGAUGGGGAUAUUGAACGGCUGUCGACUGAGGCAUCAGAGCUUCAUAAAUCCAAGAGACAGUUGAUAGAGUUAUUGCAGCAGAAAGAAUUAGAGAUCAGUGAGAAGAGUUCGAUAAUCAAGAGCUAUCUUGAUAAGAUUGUCUACUUGACUGAGAAUGCUGCUUCUAAGGAAGCACGAGUCAGUGAGUUGGAGACUGAACUUGCACGAUCUCAGGCUUCUUGUACUCGCAUUUGUCAGGAGAAAGAGCUCAUAGAGAGGCAUAACUCAUGGCUUAAUGAUGAGUUAAAAGUCAAAGUUGAUAAUCUUAUUGAGCUGCGGAAAGCACAUAGUGAACUUGAAGCCGAAAUGUCUGCUAAGCUUGCAGAUGUUGAGAAAAAUUGGAACGAGACAUCUAGCUCUUUGAAGUGGAAUAAAGAUAGGGUGAAAGAAUUGGAAUCAAAGUUAGCCUCCUUAGAGCAGGAGUUACUGUCAGGUAAGGAUGCAGCUGCCACUAUUGAGAAGCAGUUCUCUUCGGAAAUCUCAACAUGGAAAAAGCUCGUGGACCUAUACAAGGAGAGCUCUGAGGAAUGGUCCAAAAAGGCUGGGGAGCUUGAGGGAGUGGUCAAGGCUUUGGAGACUCAUUUAGUUCAAGUUGAAGAUGACUAUAAGCAGAGGCUUGAGAGUGAAGCAUCAGCAAGAAAGGAAAUUGAAAAGGAGGCUGAUUGUUUGAAGGAAAAUUUUGAAAAGUGUGCAGCCGAGUUGGAAAGUUUUAAGAGGAAGGACGAGCUAAAACCACUUCCCCUGAGUAGUUUUACUUCUGAAUUAUGGGUGGACCCAAGGGAAGGUACAAACACUGUUGAGGAUAAUCGGAUGCUUUUGCCGAGUAUUCCUGUUGGUGUCUCUGGAACUGCAUUAGCAGCUUCCCUUCUUCGAGAUGGUUGGAGUUUGGCUCAAUUGUACACCAAAUAUCAAGAAGCUGUUGAUGCGUUGCGGCAUGAGCAAUUGGGAAGAAAACAAUCUCAAGCGAUUCUGGAGCGUGUACUUUAUGAGAUAGAGGAGAAAGCAGGUGUCAUCUUGGAUGAGCGAGCUGAACAUGAGAGAAUGGUUGAGGCGUACUCUUCACUUAACCAAAAAUUGCAACAUUCUCUUUCUGAACAAACUGCUCUACAGAGUCACACCCAAGAACUAAAGGCCGACUUGAGGAGGCAUGAACGCGAGUAUGCUGCAGCCCAAAAGGAGGUUGUUGAUCUCCAAAAGCAGGUUUCUGUUCUUCUAAAGGAAUGCCGGGACAUACAACUGCGUGGUGGAUCUGUUUGUCAUGAUUAUGGUGAUACUUUUAUGGCUGGUUCUGGUGUGUCAACUGAAGAUGCUUAUAAUGCUGCUGAUGUUAUUCCUGAGCAGUUGCUGGCUUUCAAAGAUAUUUCUGGAUUGGUUGAACAGAAUGUCCAGCUCAGACGCCUUGUUCAUAGCCUCUCUGAGGAUAUUGCAUCUCGAGAAACUGAGUUAAAGGAGAAGUAUGAAAAAGAGCUUCAGAGGCAUACCGAUGAAGCUGGCUCUAAAGUUAAUGCUGUAUUAGCUCGAGCUGAAGAGCAGGCAUGCAUGAUUGAAUCACUUCACACCUCUGUAGCAAUGUACAAGAGGUUGUAUGAAGAAGCUCAUAAACCUCGUUCUCCGAAUCCUCUACUUCAAGAAGCUGUGCCAGUGGAGCGAGGGAAGGCUAUCAUUGGCCUAGCUGACGAUUCUUAUGAAUCUUUGAAGAAGGCACAAGAAAAGGCUCAUAAGCAGGUGAAAUAUCUUGAUGAAGAAUUAGGGAAGUCAAGGUGUGAGAUCAUAUCCUUGCGAUCAGAAUGUGACAAGUUAGCUCUAGAAGCACAACUAGCACGAGAAAAACUUGAAAGGUUUAUGGCAGAAUAUGAACACCAGAGAGAUGAAUAUAAUGGCUUGCUAGCAAGAAAUGUUGAGUUCUCACAGUUGAUAAUUGACUACCAAAGAAAGCUACGUGAUAGCUCGGACUCGCAGAGGGCUGCUGAGGAGCUUUCACGAAAAUUAACCAUGGAGGUCUCUCUUGUCAAGCAAGAAAAGGAAAUGUUGUUGAAUGCUGAGAGGAGAGCUGCUGAUGAAAUUCGUAGCUUGUCAGAGAGGGCUCAUCGUCUGCAGGCUAGUUUGAAUACUAUAGAGAGCACGGAAGAAGUUCGAGAGGAGGCCAGAUGUGCUGAAAGAAAAAAGCAGGAGCUAUAUAUUAAUCAAAUUGAGAGAGAAUGGGCUGAGGCGAAAAAAGAGCUUAAUGAAGAGCGUGACAGGGUCCGAAAUCUUACACUAGAGCGGGAAAGUUCCCUGAACAAUGCAUUGAAACAAGUUGAAGAAAUUGGAAAAGAAUUGAGUAAAGCCUUACAUGCACUUGCUGCAGCUGAGGCUAGGGCGUCUAUUGCCGAGGCCCGAUGCUCUGAGUUGGAGGAGAAGAUGAAGUUGGCCAAUUUUGAGGCUUCUGAGAAAUAUGGAAAAGGUGGACCUAACUCUACUGCUAAUAAUGAGAUUGUAUUGGAUUUGCACACUGCUGAACAUGAAAUUGCAAAAUUGAGAGAGGAAGCACGAAUCAACAAGGAACACAUGCUUCAGUAUAAAAACAUUGCUCAGGCUAGUGAAGAAGCUCUUAAACAGCUGGAAGUUGCCCAUGAGAACUCAAAAGCAGAGGCGGAGAAUUUCAAGAAGUCGCUCGAGGCAGAACUUUUAUCUCUCAGACAAAGGGUUACUGAACUUGAAGAAGAAUGCAACUUGAAAAAUAAGGAAGUGGAAUUUGCAACUGUCAGGAAAGAAGAAGCUCUUGCUGCUGCUUUAUCAGAAAUUGCAUUUCUAAAAGAGGAUUGCUCGGUUAAGACGUCUCAAGUUGCAGUUUUGGAAACACAAAUUUCUUCUUUAAAAGAUGAUUUAGAGAAAGAGCAUCAAAAAGCACGUGCUGCUCAAGCUAAUUACGAAAGACAGGUUAUUCUACAGUCUGAUACGAUUCAGGAGUUGACUAGAACUUCACAAGCUUUAGCUACACUGCAAGAAGAAGCAUCCGAGCUUCGCAAAUUGUCAGAUGCACUGAAAACAGAAAAUAUUGAACUCAAGGCCAAGUGGGAAACUGAGAAGUCAGUGCUUGAAGUUCUGAAGAACGAUGCAGAUGCAAAGUAUAAUGAGGUUAAUGAACUGAACAAGUUAUUACAUAGCAAGUUAGAGGCUUUACACAUCAAAUUGGCCGAGAAGGACCGUCAUUCUUCCUGUGUUUCUGGAAGCUCUUCUCAUGAUUCUCUUGAUGAUGAUAAUGGUUUGGGACAUAUUGUAAAUUACCUCCGACGCUCGAAAGAAAUUGCAGAAACAGAAAUUUCUUUGCUAAAACAGGAAAAACGGCGACUUCAAUCACAGCUUGAAACUGCUCUGAAGGCAGCAGAGUCAGCUCAAGCGUCACUUAAUGCUGAGCGAGCAAAUUUAAAGACAUCGCUGUUCACUGAGGAAGAGUUCAAAUCUCUACAGCUUCAGGUUCGAGAAAUAAGUUUGCUUCGGGAAAGUAACAUUCAACUCAGAGGGGAAAACAGGCAUAAUUUUGAGGAAUGUCAGAAACUUCGUGAAGCUCUUCAAAAAAUUAGUAUUGAAAUGGAAAUUAAGGAGAGAAGUCUUGAGGAGAGGCAAAAUGAGGUUGAAGCUUGUAGGAGAGAUAUUGAAAAACAGAUGAUGGAGAAAGAAGAUUUUAAACGGAAGGUUGAUGAGUUAUUGGAGAAGUCGAAGAGUUUUGAUGUGGAAGAUUAUGACCGUUUGAGAGAAUCAGUUCAGCAGAUGCAGGUAAACCUUAGAGAAAAGGAAGCUCAAUUAGAAGAAAUGAAGGUGGUAUUAUCUGAGAGGCAAAGUGUGAUAUCACGUUUGGAGCAGGAUGUUUCAAGGAGUAAAAUAGAAAGGAAUGAAAAGGAGUCCAGGAUAAAUGAAAUAUCUCAAGUUGAGGCUUCUUUGAGAUCAGAUCUUGAAAAGCAGAGGAGGGUGAUAGCUCAAUUAAAGAAGAAAUCUGAAACCUUGUCAAAAGAAAAGGAAGACAUGAGCAAAGAGAACCUUGUUCUUUCCAAACAAUUAGAAGAUGCUAAGCAAGUGAAAAGGAGUCUUGGAGAUGCUGCAGGUGAGCAUGCUAUGAAGGAGAAGGAGAAGGAGAAGGAGAAGGAGAAGGAGAAGGAGGAGAAAGACACCAGAAUACAGAUUCUGGAAAAAACUGUGGAGAGGUUGAGAGAGGAAUUGAAGAAGGAAAAGGAUGAACAUAAAACAGAGAAAGCAAAGCGACUGAAGACGCAGAAGACAAUUAGUGACUCAUAUGAGACUGUUUCUCAGCAUCGGGUGAAGUUGUUAGAUGAACUGGAGAAGCAUAAACAGGCUCUGAGAAUGCUUGUAGAUGAAGUUGAAAAGCUAAAGCAGUCUAGGGGAAAUCAAUCAGAGGGAACCACCGAAAUUAAUUUCCUAUCUGGUAGUCUCUUGGAGGACCUUGCUACUGCAUAUCAUCUGGCUGUAGAAAGUUUUCAUCGGUCUGCUCAACCAGUAUCUGUUGAACCUGGGGCCUCUGCUGUGGUUUCAUCAGCGGCUUCGGAUACCACUUCUGCAGGGCCUACCAUAGUUGCUGCAAUGGCUCCAGCAAUCUCGUCUCCCGCCCCCUCUACCGCAAAUGUUCCUUCUGCCAAAACAGUGCAUGAAAAAGAGAAGAAAUCUGUUUUAGUGAAGCCAAGUCUGGAGACACGCAAGACAGGAAGGAAGCUGGUCCGACCUCGUAUUAUAAAACCUGAAGAAUCCCAGCCUGAUAUAUUGAUGUCAGAACUUGAAGGGUCUGAUAAGCCUUCAUCAUCUAAUGAUUUGGAAAAUCAGGGAAAUCUUGAUAUACCUACAUCAGCACCUGGUCGUAAGCGCCCAUCUGCAUUAUCAACUCCAGAGUUAUGUGAAGAAUUGCUUGUGACGGACGAAACAGGCGCAGAUGUUGCUGAACCAACACUGAAGAGGUCCAGAAAUUCAGAGACCCCACAAGAAGGUGGUGAAGGACUGCCACCAGAGGGCAGCGAUUCCCAAGCUGCUGGGAAAUUGGAGGAUUCUUCUGAAGUUUUGCCUGCUAGUGAAGAAUCUAUGGAAGAUAUUCCAGAUCUUCCACAUGUCUCCAAGGGUAUCUCUGUUAAUGUUGACAAGGACGAGGGUGAGACUGCUGCUAAGCAGGCUGAAGAGCCAACUGCAGAGAUGAAGAUGCAGGAAGAAUUUCAGAAUGACAAAGGUGAUGUUGCUGAUGCGUGCUCAAACAAGCUGAAUGGUGCAUUAUUAUCUGAUGUUCCAUUAAAACAGCAGGCUGAUCAGGAGAUUCAGCAUCCAGCAGCAGAAUCCGAAAGUGAGCGGGAGGAAGGAGAACUGGUUACAGACGUUGCUGAUCUAGAGGGUAGUCUUAAUAUGUCCACUACACUGGGAAGCUCGGAACCUGAAUUUCUGUCUGAGCAUGGAACAGCUUCUGAAAUUCCACCUGGAGUUGAUGAUGAUCCUGUGGAUCAGGCAACAGUGGAAGCGGGGGAUGCAGAAGUUUCCCAAGCUCUGGAUGAUGUAAAAAAUGAUGAGGGUAUCAUAACUGAAGACAUUGGUGAGACUUCUCACAAGUUGAAUAAUGAUAUUGAGCAGGCUGCAGCUGAGACAGACGAGGUCUCUGAAGCUGCUACAACUAAUCCUGAGAAAACACCACCUAGCACUGGCGUAGAAAUUGGUGUUUCUAAACAAGGUGGAGCAAGUGCCAUAAAUGAUACAGAAGAAGGGAAACAGGCGUCACCUAUUUAUAGGAGUUCAACAACGAUUAAUUUGUCCGAGAGGGCGAAGGAAAGGGCUUCUAUUAGACAAGGUGGUAUGCUUUCUUCCUUGACAAGUAGAGGUCGUGGAAGGGCACCUCGAGGUCGGGGUGGACGUAGUGCCCGCGGCCGUGGCCAAACAUCUGGUAAGCAGGGUUAGGUAUGGCAGGUUAAUGGGCUGGGGGCUACUGUUGCUCUUCUAGGUCUUUUUUUGCUUGGUCGUCCUAUUUCUUGGCGAUGCCAGUUACUAUCAAGAUGCAUAUCUGGAUCGUUCAUGGAUGGAUAUGUCAUGACUUUUGAUCAAUCUUGGCCUCUUUUGCUCUCUCAAGCUCAACUAUUUAAGUUUUGGUUUGCCGGAGGAGAGUUCUCGUUCGGAGAAGAACUAAACUUUAUAUUAUUUCACUAACUUUUAUAGUUGUCAGCCACUGUUAUUAAAUUCUCUCGCCUGGAAACUCUUGCAAAAAUUGCUUCGAACAUGUUCUUAUUAAAAGUGCUCGAGGAGAAAAAUGUUUCGCAUA
Coffea eugenioides is the source of this 6777-nucleotide messenger RNA. Its product is annotated as nuclear-pore anchor. Gene Ontology annotation, cellular component: nuclear pore. NCBI's taxonomy places the organism in Eukaryota, Viridiplantae, Streptophyta, Magnoliopsida, Gentianales, Rubiaceae. Bases 147 to 6419 code for a protein of 2090 amino acids. The transcript has 48 exons. The record is from RefSeq and is a predicted model, not a curated record. Gene Ontology annotation, molecular function: structural constituent of nuclear pore. Gene Ontology annotation, biological process: protein import into nucleus; mRNA export from nucleus.